AAACAUGGCUCUGGAACGAGGUGCUCGACCGCUAGCACGAUGUCUGCGAUGUACACGACACGAAAAAAUAACAACUCUGCCCAUCCGCGCAUUCACCUUGUCCGCACCGAAAUGUCUGGAGACAGAGACAGCAGCAGGAUCCUCAGAACCACCUCCGCCGCCUCCCUCAUCGAAGUCCGAGAGAUUGAAAUUAGAUCCGUUCAAGGUCUCAACUCCUCGACAAGAGAAACGAUUGCUUCGCACACAACACCUCUUGCCGGUUGGAUCGCGUAGGCGAAGAGCGGCCAUGAAGUCUACGAGUCAAAUACCGUUCGAAGAAAUACCAUAUCAAUGCUUUCAGGAGGCGCGAAAGGUGUUGCAGGAGGAUAGAGCAGUAAGAAUGGAGGAGAUCCGGACGCAGCGCGAGAGGAUAGAAUUCUUGAAGGAGAAGGUGGUUGUGGGCGAGGAGGAAGAGAUGAAGAAGGCGACCACGCUGCGGGAUAUGCAACAAAGAUUGGAGAAGACGAAGAUAUGGGCAGACAUCAAUGAUCCAUUGGUGAAGAAGAAGUUCGAGGACGGUCUGGGCGACAUGACCAAGCCCAUCUACCGCUAUCUGGCCGACCGGAAAUGGCGAACUUACGAACGUCCCCUCCUGGUCCAACGUAUAACCCAGAUGAACAUCAUCCCGGACCUCCUCCCCGGUCUCGCACCCACCGUCGCCACAAGCCUCGCCUUCCCACUCCCCACCCUGCCACACAAACGCAAAAACAUCCCCCACGGCGAUGUCGUCGAAGCCCGUAUCUCCGAGUCUCCCGCCAUCCUCUCCAUCCAACCCUUCACAGCCGGCGAGCAACUCGUCACCAUCGCAGUCGUGAAUCCGGAUGUUCCCGACGUCGAGUCCGACGGCUAUACCUCCCGCUGCCACUUCCUGGCCUGCAAUGUGCCCAUCUCUGCGGUCAACACACAGGUCAAGCUCGCUUCGCUGGACAAGUCGUCGCAAGUCGUGCACUCUUGGCUUCCAGCUUUCGCCCAGAAGGGGUUAGACAAGCAACGCAUGGCCAUAGUCGUCCUUGCGCAACGACAAGCUGCAGAUGGGUCGUCGACCACCAUCGAUACCGCAGCUGUCAAGAGCGUCGAUCAAGGACGAUUUGGGAAACGUAACCACUUUUCGCUGAGGAGUUUCUUGCCGAAAUUCGGCUUGUCGCCAAUUGGUGUGGAUCUCUUCCGGACGACGUGGGAUGCCAGUACGGCCGAAGUGAUGAGGAGAGCGGGUGUGCAGGGAUGGAAUUUGGAGUUCAAGAGGAAGAGGGUGGAGCCGUUGCCUUAUCAGAGAUUGAAGGAGGAGAGGUACAGAUAG
Zymoseptoria tritici IPO323 is the source of this 1336-nucleotide messenger RNA. RefSeq lists its product as uncharacterized. Bases 5 to 1336 code for a protein of 443 amino acids. The transcript is spliced from 2 exons. NCBI's taxonomy places the organism in Eukaryota, Fungi, Ascomycota, Dothideomycetes, Mycosphaerellales, Mycosphaerellaceae. The record is from RefSeq and is a predicted model, not a curated record.